Messenger RNA from Gossypium arboreum, 1536 nucleotides. RefSeq names its product disease resistance protein SUMM2-like. NCBI's taxonomy places the organism in Eukaryota, Viridiplantae, Streptophyta, Magnoliopsida, Malvales, Malvaceae. The record is from RefSeq and is a predicted model, not a curated record. Bases 1 to 1536 code for a protein of 511 amino acids. The transcript has a single exon.
AUGGGAGAUCAAGUGUUUCCUCCUAUCAAGUUUAGCUAUGACAACCUCACCUCUCCCAUCGCUAGAAAAUGUUUUCUAUAUUGUUCUAUAUUCCCAGAGAACUGCACGAUAAGCGUCGAUGAGCUUAUCGACCUUUGGAUAGGAGAGGGUCUUCUAGAUGGAACAAGUCCACGCGAGCAAGGAGAAUUCAUUAUUAGCACUUUAAAGCUUUCAUGUUUGUUAGAAGCUGAUGAAUCUAUGGAAUUUGUUUGGAUACAUGAUAUGAUCCGAGACAUGGCACUGUGGCUAGCCCGUGACAAAGAGAAAAAUAAGAACAAGGUUUUGGUAGCAAGAAGUGGGAGGCUUACCGAUCAAGAAUUCAACAAAUGGAUAGACUCAAGUUGGGUCUCCUUGUGGGGUUGUAGUGACAGAGAGAUCAUCCAUUACCCACCAACUUGCCCUAAUCUCUCGACUUUGCUCAUAAGAGAUACACUGCUCAACGCAUUUCCUGCUAGCUUCUUCGAGUUCAUGACUGGUUUGACAGCUUUAGAUUUAUCGGGUAAUCAAGGAUUGGUUGAGUUGCCUCCGGAGAUUGGAAGAUUGAGAAUCUUGCAGUACCUAAAUUUGUCAUUAACAAGUAUAACCACGCUACCUACGGGCCUUUCGAAUUUGAGAAACCUGAGGUGUUUGUUACUGAAUUAUACUAUGCAUCUUAAAGAGAUCCCACCGAAGGAGGUGAUGUCAUGUCUUUCAUUGUUGCAGGUGUAUAGUAAAAUGAAUGGGGUGAUGGAAUACUUUGAUGAAGUGAAAGUUUCAGUUGAUGAUGAACUUGCUUUCUUGGAGGUGUUGGAGGGAUUUAGUUACAUGAAUAAGAUUUGUAUCACUAUAUUUUGUCACCCCUCUGUUGAAAAGAUAUUCAGCUCAUACACCAAACAAGCAUGUAUUAGAAAAUUAAAACUUAUCGAUUGCACGGGAUUGACUUCACUAUGUGCUAUCCAUGCAUUACCAAAUUUAGGGAAACUUGAGAUAUUUCGUUGUUGUUCACUUGAAGAAAUCAGAUUGUCAGGUUGGUUUAAGUUUCACAACCUUCGUCAGGUUCACGUAGGUGUUUGCCCACUGUUGCGAAACCUGAAUUACCUUGCUUAUGCUAGAAAUGUUGAGAUCCUCACAGUUCUAGACUGUCAGUCUAUGAAACAAGUUAUAAGUGAGGAGAUAGAAUGGGACGAAGUCUUCCCAAAGCUAAAGACGCUUUCUUUGACUUGUUUGCCAAGUCUGCGAACCAUCUGCCGCUUGCGCAAAUGUUUUUCUUCUCCGAUAGAGAUCGAAGUAUCUCGGUGCCCACGUUUGAGGAAACUUCCAUUUGACGAUGAAAACGUAAGUUUUCUGAAGAAAAUCAGAGGAGAAGUUGAGUGGUGGGCAGCUUUGGAUUGGUACAGUUACUCUGUUAAGGAGGCCUGUAGCUUCAAAUUUAAACCCACCUCUGCACCCUCAGGAAAGGCCAAAGAAAUGACCGCUUCCACUAGCAAGAAAAAAACAGCCAAGGCUUCUAAAUCAUGA